AUAAAAAACAACCGUCCUAUGUUUCUCUCUCAAUCUCUCUACCUCUUCAACUCUCACCCCUUACUUGAAUCCUUCAGUAAUUCGAGAUCGGCUGGCUUUGAAGUUGCUGUAAUACUGAUAUAGCUUUGAUUUCUCGGUUGCAUGCUGAGGGAUCUAUGUGCUCGUGGGGUUUGACCAAAGUGAAAGUCGAAUGAGUCAAGUAUCUGAGGGUGGUUCGGUUUUUUUUUCGUGGAUAUAUACAAGACUGAAGAGCGAAAAAAAGAGUUAUGAUUCUGUACCUGACAUGGAAUAUUUGUACCUUGUAAUUGACUUGACAGAAGCAAACUAAGCACACACACAAACUCUUUCCAAGGUGGGGCCGAAUCAAUUAACUUCCUGCAAUGUCAUAUGAGUCUGGCUCAGGGAAAGAAGGCAAGGAUAUGAUUACUUAUCAACGGAGGAAAAGACGGAAGAAGGCGGGCCUGUCUGAUCUUCCAAGGAGUGUUCUAGAAUCUUUCAGUGAAGGGGGUGAUUUAUCUGAGGGAAAUUUGCUCCAACUUACAGGAAAGUCAGAUGAUACAAGUGGAAAUGGUGAUAGUGAAGUGCUUAAUGUAGCAUCUACGAAGACGGAUGCAGAUGAACUCUCACAAGUAGCUUCUAGUAGCGGUGCAUGUUGCAAAGAUUUUCCUGUUCAUCUGGGCAUCAAGGAUCAGUGCCUAUCUACACAUUCAACGACAAAAAGUGAUGAUAAUAUGAUAGUAAGCAAUCACCCGGAAGAACCCCAUGAGAAGGCCAAGGAAAUUGUUAGUGUGGUUGAUGGUGAUCCGUUGGCAUCACAUGAUGAUCUCUCGCUGGAUGAUACACAAGCUGUUACCCGUGAAAUCAUUCAUGUUCAAGAUGAUAGAGCUUUUGCUGGCUACAUGAAGAAAAAGCUUCUCGUUCUUGAUUUGAAUGGGUUGCUUGUUGAUAUAUCCUCAUACAUACCUUACAGUUAUGAUCCAGAUAAUAUCAUAAUGAAAAAAGCAGUAUUUAGGAGGCCGCACUGUGCUGAUUUUCUGAACUUCUGCUUUCAAAAGUUCAACGUGGGUUUUUGGACUUCAAGAACCAAAAGAAAUAUGGAGCCACUUCUAGAUUUUCUUUUGGGGUAUAAUAAGACGAGGCUGCUUUUUCAUUGGGAUCAAUCGCAUUGCACUGAUACGGGUUAUUAUACUGCGGAGAAAAAAAACAAGCCUCUUCUCUUGAAGAAACUUAGAAAGUUAUGGGAUAAAUGUGAGCCGGGUCUCCCAUGGGAGAGGGGAGUGUAUAACGAAUCAAAUACGCUUUUAUUAGAUGAUACUCCCUACAAGGCUUUAACGAACCCUAGAUACACUCCAGUCUUUCCCUACUCGUACCGGUUCAGAGAUGUAAGGGACAAUUCAUUAGGAUCGGGAGGUGAUCUCCGUGUUUACUUGGAGGGGUUGGCCGAAGCAGAAAAUGUUCAAGAAUACGUGAAGCAAAACCCAUUCGGCCAGAGGCCCAUAACGGAGAAAAAUCUUUCCUGGGGCUACUAUCGCAAGGUUAUCGCUGCAAACUCCACACCACCCCGAGAAACAGACAUUGGCAGCCAUCAAUCAUGAACAGUAAGUCUUGAUCCCUAAGCCUCAGGCGUAACCACAAUACUGCCCACCAUAGAUUAAUAGUUUAGUUAUCGUAAAGCAUCAGCAUUGGCAUCGGCGAUCUCUCAACUGCUGCUUUUGGUUUCUCGAUUCCCUACUUAAAUUUUUUCUUCUCUAGAGAAGUUAUAUUGUAUGUUUCACGGCUCUAUGAUUAGUAAAUGGAUUUGUAGUUUAAUACAAGUUAGGUAGAUUUUUGUAUGCUGAGUUUUAAACUACUGUGUUUGUGGUGUACGAUGAAAUGUGAUUUUCAAUUGGAA
Salvia hispanica is the source of this 1891-nucleotide messenger RNA. RefSeq lists its product as uncharacterized. Lineage: Eukaryota; Viridiplantae; Streptophyta; Magnoliopsida; Lamiales; Lamiaceae. The record is from RefSeq and is a predicted model, not a curated record.